Molecule: messenger RNA, 8708 nt
Organism: Zootermopsis nevadensis
Lineage: Eukaryota; Metazoa; Arthropoda; Insecta; Blattodea; Termopsidae
Source: RefSeq, a predicted model, not a curated record
GCGUCUGGUGUCAGUAAAGUGACGUCACAGUGCAAGCGUUUUGGAGAAGGUGUGGACAUGGGAAGAUAGUGGAUUUUUUAAUUGCUUCAUCAAAUGAUGCGUUUUUUAUAUAGGUAGCGGGGAAGUUUCGGGUUUUCCGGAAUCCUGUAGUUUUUCCUAGGUGCUAGUAACUUUUCUCAGUACGGUUUGAGCGGGUUAUCGUGCCCCCUGCUCCGGAGUGUUUUGUGUUGAAGAAGAUUUCAAGAUGGCGGCGCAUAAUUUGGCCCCUAGUGUAAACUGCUCGUUGGAUGACAUCGAUUUAAACGCUCUAAAGGAUCCGGCAGGCAUUUUUGAGCUGAUUGAAGUUGUUGGAAAUGGGACCUAUGGCCAAGUAUACAAAGGUAGACACACGAAGACUGGCCAGCUUGCCGCUAUUAAGGUUAUGGAUGUUACAGAGGAUGAGGAGGAUGAAAUCAAACUAGAGAUAAAUGUGCUGAAGAAAUAUUCAAAUCAUAGAAAUAUAGCAACAUACUAUGGGGCAUUUAUCAAGAAAAGUCCGCCAGGGAAGGAUGACCAGCUGUGGCUCGUUAUGGAGUACUGUGGCGCUGGCUCAGUAACAGAUCUGGUGAAAUCUACCAAGGGACAGAGUUUAAAAGAAGAGUGGAUAGCUUACAUCUGUAGAGAAAUCCUUCGUGGUCUCAGUUACUUGCACUCCAACAAGGUGAUCCAUCGAGACAUCAAAGGGCAGAAUGUGUUGCUCACAGACAAUGCUGAGGUCAAACUCGUUGACUUUGGUGUGAGUGCACAGUUGGAUCGCACGAUCGGACGGCGCAACACAUUCAUCGGUACGCCGUACUGGAUGGCACCUGAAGUGAUAGCAUGCGAUGAAAACCCAGAUGCGACAUAUGACAACCGAAGUGACCUCUGGUCUCUGGGUAUCACGGCUCUUGAGAUGGCCGAAUCUCAGCCCCCUUUAUGUGACCUUCAUCCUAUGAGGGCACUCUUCCUUAUUCCCAGGAACCCUCCGCCUAGACUGAAAUCAAAGAAGUGGGCCAAGAAGUUCCAUGGUUUCAUUGAGACGGUCCUUGUGAAGGACUAUCACCAACGCCCGUACACGGAACAACUUCUAAAGCACCCAUUCAUCCGGGACCAGCCGACCGAACGGCAAGUUAGGAUACAUCUCAAAGACCAUAUUGAUCGCUGCAAGAAGAGGAAACAGGAGAAAGAACGAGAGGACUACCGGUAUAGCGGAUCGGAGAAUGAAGAAGAGGAGCCAGCAAUAGCAGGAGAACCUUCCUCCAUAGUUCAAGCGCCUGGUGGUGACACGCUCAGGAGAAAUUUUCAACAAAUCCAGGAAGGUAGAACAUUGACACAAACUGAAUCGAAGGAAUCAAAACACAACUGGAAAGCGGAACGAGAGGAAAUACCAGAACCUGGUCCCCCAGCCAGGCCCCCCAUACCACAGAGACUCAUUGUUGUGCCAGAUCCUCACCCCCCAUCGCGACCACUUCCACCUCCACCGAGGGAGGAUCGCCAGCAGAAACCUGCGACUCCUCCUGCAGGAGCCGUGAGCCACCAGCAGCCCUCGUCUGCAGCUCCGCAGCCUCAGCAACGGAACUCACACAUUUUCAAACCCAUGCUUCCUCCAAGAAGACCAGAGGAUUUGGACAUGCUGGCUGCUCAGCUGAAUGAAUUGGGCGUUGCCCAGCCAGAGGCGCCAGCCCGGUCACGGCAGAAUGGAAAGUCUUCGUUGUCGGCUGUUGGAGGAAGUUCAUCGCACAGUGCCCUCCCGGCACCACCCUCUUCCCUUCCGCAGUCCACGUCUUCUAUCCUGGAUGCAGCUGUCGAGUCAGAUUCAGAUGAAGGGGAAGAUGGUAUAGGCGUUCGCAAUGAUGGUACCCUGUUGGCUAGUGACCCCCCGAAACCACUUCCCGAACUUUCUCCUUACAGGCCGCUGGAUGCUUCUCACACGCCCCAGACAAUGGUAAUUCAUGAAGUACCAGAAAUGAAGGUGCAUGUAUAUACAGUGCCUAUUUCUUGUGAAAAUUGCUUCACUGGUUUCGGGGGGUCACUAGCCAACAGGGUACCAUCAUUGCGAACGCCUAUACCAUCUUCCCCUUCAUCUGAAUCUGACUCGACAGCUGCAUCCAGGAUAGAAGACGUGGACUGCGGAAGGGAAGAGGGUGGUGCCGGGAGGGCACUGUGCGAUGAACUUCCUCCAACAGCCGACAACGAAGACUUUCCAUUCUGCCGUGACCGGGCUGGCGCCUCUGGCUGGUGUGUUGAUGUUAGUAUAGACAUGCUCAGCAUUGUAAUGGUUUGCAUUGUAAUGCCCCAGGAUUUGGACAUGCUGGCUGCUCAGCUGAAUGAAUUGGGCGUUGCCCAGCCAGAGGCGCCAGCCCGGUCACGGCAGAAUGGAAAGUCUUCGUUGUCGGCUGUUGGAGGAAGUUCAUCGCACAGUGCCCUCCCGGCACCACCCUCUUCCCUUCCGCAGUCCACGUCUUCUAUCCUGGAUGCAGCUGUCGAGUCAGAUUCAGAUGAAGGGGAAGAUGGUAUAGGCGUUCGCAAUGAUGGUACCCUGUUGGCUAGUGACCCCCCGAAACCACUUCCCGAACUUUCUCCUUACAGGCCGCUGGAUGCUUCUCACACGCCCCAGACAAUGGUAAUUCAUGAAGGUCCUUCAUCAAGUGGAGCCCCGAACAGGCCUCUUCCUCCUACGCCAGAUGAGGAAGAGAGCGGGGACAGAACCCUUGUGAUGAAGAGGAAAGAAGCCUCGGCACGAUUGCAACAGCAGAACCGGCAUUCAGAACUUGAUGAACAGUUGCUACUUAAGGAUUGGGACUUUGCUCGGUUCUUCCAAGGUUUCAAUGAGCGCUUGGACAAAAUGAAGUUGGAAACAAAUAAUUCUGAAGCAAGUGAAAAGAGUGGAAGUCCAGUGAAAAUGCAGCAAUGCAGUGGUAACAAUCAGGAUGUUAGUGCCAACAAAAAGAGUAGUGCAACAUCUGCUGAGAAAAAGAAUCAGCAAAAUCAUGGGAUUGGACCCACUAAAAAAAUUUGUUCCACGGCAGCAGAACAGAAGGGUGUCAUUCCCCAUCAUCGGCGAAAUGAAUCGGAUUCAAGGAUAAGUGGACCUUAUGGUGGUUUCAGGCGAGAGAACUCUGAUUUCUUUCCAGCAUCUUCCAGGCAUUCAGCUGUGUUACUGGAAUCAAAGAAUAAUACAAGUUCUGGAGGUGGGGGUGGUGGUGGCGGUCUCCUGUUCUCAGGAAAUGGGCGUCGUGGUUCAGACAUUGCUGGUGGAGUAUCUGCACUGUCAGGCCUGAAUAUCCUUGCUGGUGGUAAAAAGGGAGGGAGUAGUUCAGGUACCAAGAAUGGAGAACCCAUCCUCACGGAUUUCAGUCUGAACAAAGCUGCCAAUGAACAUGCUUCGGCUAUUGUGGACCAUCCUGUCAGGCCACGUAGGGAGAAAACAGAGGGGGACAUUGUUCUGCUCAGGAAUCGGCAGGAGCUUCGAGACGAACUGCAGGCGAGGCGACUGGAUGUGGAGCAGAGGUUCUCUCGGGAAGCCGAGCGCGCGCAGAGACGUAACAGCCGCCCACUUGUGGACGUGGGAAGCAGCAGUAAUGUUGCCUCUGAGUUUGGUGGUGCAGGUACAGGAGGGAGGGAAGAUUACGGCCUGCGACAGAAUCGUGAGGACCGACGUGGCGACUUCCAUCGCAUGGACUCGUCACCAGGCCAGCUUGGGACUCCUGGAUCCCGCACAAGCUCAGUUUUGCCUGACUUACUUACGCAGACUGCCUCAAGUCCAGGUACCCCAAACCAGAGACAGGACAAAUCUACCAGUGAAGAGUAUCGCCAGGCUGUAUCUAAGUCACCUCCUCAUCCCCUUCAACAGAAACAGCGUUCAUUUCUCACAUUUGGAUUUGGUGCCGGCGGUUCUGGCCCUACACGCCGGGAGUCGCACGUUAACGUAAAUGUGACGCCCACGUCACAUGAUGUGGGCUCCGACACGCCUGAAAUUCGCAAGUACAAGAAGAGGUUCAAUUCUGAGAUACUCUGCGCUGCUCUCUGGGGAGUGAACCUGCUGAUUGGGACAGAGAAUGGUCUGAUGCUGCUAGACCGGAGUGGUCAGGGCAAGGUGUAUCAGCUCAUUUCAAGGCGCCGUUUCCAGCAGAUGGAAGUUCUGGAGGGUCAGAACAUUUUGGUGACCAUCUCGGGAAAGAAGAAUCGUGUUCGCGUCUACUACCUUUCGUGGCUGAAAUCAAAAAUCCUGCGCACGGAUGGGCAAGUUGAGCGUCGAAAUGGAUGGAUUAAUGUAGGAGAUCUCCAGGGUGCUGUUCACUUCAAGAUCGUCAAGUAUGAGCGCAUCAAGUUUCUUGUUAUUGCUCUCAAAGACAGCAUUGAGAUAUAUGCCUGGGCACCAAAGCCUUAUCACAAGUUCAUGGCUUUCAAGUCAUUUGGUGACCUGAUGCAUAGGCCCCUCUUGGUAGACCUCACAGUAGAGGAGGGUACGAGACUCAAGGUGAUCUAUGGCUCUGCAGAUGGUUUUCAUGCUGUGGAUCUCGACUCUGCGUCUGUUUACGACAUUUACAUACCAAAACAUAUACAAGGGCCGAUCUCACCCCAUUGCAUUGUACCACUGCCUAACUCAAACGGGAUGCAACUUCUGCUUUGUUAUGAUAAUGAAGGCGUCUAUGUCAAUACGUAUGGCAAGGUAUCAAAGAACAUUGUUCUGCAGUGGGGAGAGAUGCCAACAUCAGUUGCAUAUAUUGGAACAGGUCAAAUCAUGGGUUGGGGUAACAAGGCCAUUGAAAUCCGCAGCGUCGAGACGGGUCACCUCGACGGAGUAUUCAUGCACAAGAAAGCCCAGAGGCUAAAGUUCCUCUGUGAAAGAAAUGAUAAGGUGUUUUUCUCCUCUGCAAAGGGGGGUUCGUCUUGUCAGAUCUACUUCAUGACAUUAAACAAGCCAGGAAUGGCCAACUGGUGAUAGCCACAGCUCAAAUAAUACAUCACCACAGGGACUUAUAUAAACAGAACUGAGCCAGGAAAUACUCUAGAAUUAGCGAGCCAGUUCAGUUAAGUCACAGAAUGAGAGCUCUGGUGUUGGUGCCAUCAAAUAUGAAACGCUGUUGAGUACUGGAAGCAAAGCUAUGGUGAUUGGUAACUGUUGAAUUCCCUGUUUAACAUUUCAUAUCGUAAUUUAAUACAGUAUUCAUGCAUUGCUUCAGGAGAGCUAAUUUAUAUGACAGAACGUGUCAGAAUAGCUUUCUUUAUAUAAUAGUGACAUAAUCAGAUCGAGCAUGAGGUACCCUACAUAUUUAAAACUUUCUAGCCAGGUACAGCAUUUAAGAUGUAGUUUAGAAGAAUUUGUUUCUGUAUUGCCUUAUUUUAUAUACACUGCAACCUCAGUAUAAUGAGAAUUAUUGAAUUUGUUUAUAUUUUUAUAUCAUCUCAGAAUUAUUGAAGUUCAGGAAAGUUCUUAUUAACUGUAUCUGAGAAUUGUUGAAAUACACAGUCUUCAAGUUUGUCACCAAACUUCUAAUUACUGUGCAAGAAAAUGUUACUCAAGAGGAAAAUGUUAUAUUGGUUGGUAGUACUGGGAAGAGCUUGUCAUAUUAACUUCCCUCCCAGGCCCACUUCUUUCAAACUACAAGAUAAAUGACACAUUCAACACUUUCUGGAAUGCAGACUUUUCUUUCCUGAACUGAAGAGGCACAGAGUAUGCGUUGCUGGUAUGUUUACUGAUUGCCAGCUAUAAAUAGCUUCAUAUUCAAAGUUACGGAACUACAAGUAGAUGGGAUUUGAGGUUCUCGGUGGAAGGUAUGAAGAUGUCUGUCUUCUGGUUUGUUGUGUCAUGUAGUCUGGCAGAAGUUUCCUAGUGUUUCAGAGGUGCUUUCUUUCUCCUGUUGAUGGGGGCAGCAGCAAAUACCCCUGAAAUGUCAGGAAACUUCUACCAGAUUACAUGGCACAACAACCCAGCAGACAGCCAUAUUUGAAGCUAAAAGUAUGUCUGGUGCAACAAGUUUUUGGGAUGGAAGUGGCAGCUAAUUUUGAAAAUGUUCACUAUGUUGUUCCGAGAGAAAGCAACGUGUUCCAAUAAGAAAUUGAUGGUGAUGAUUAUUUUUCUUGCUGUAACGAAGUUCUUGUUAUAGGCCAUAUUCAUUCUAUUGCAGUUACACUGUAUUUAUGUUGUAUUCCAUACAAAAAGUUAAGAUGCAGAAUAUAUUUGUAUUUUGGUUAAAAGACAUUGGCCUGAAAGAAUUCUUCCAUUAAAAUGAAUCGCUGAAAAAAGUUUUAUUUGUAGAAAUGAAAUGUCUGCUUUAGGUUUGACGCCUUUGUACGGAGCACACUUGCAUGUUUUCUUGAGGUAUAUACUUAAUAAUAUCAGAUACAGAUGUGAGAACUGGAAAUUCUGGAGACUGAAAACCACAGACUGUACUAUCACCUCGUAAAUGCGCCUUUACUCGGAAAAUUUGGCAGACUACACACGUCUGAAUCUGAACGUAUGGGUACAAUGAUAUGAAAAUCACCAUACUUCUUGCUUCCAGUAAUUAUGAUACAGUGGGAAUUCAUAGUAACAGGUAAUUGUGCAUUAUGAACGUCAUUAUAUCAAAGGUUUAAUGAAUGUAUUUGUAUAUUAUUUAAGAUAAAAGCAUGUGAUAGGGUUUCAUACUGACAUUAAUGUGUUAGAAACAUUAAUCUGACUUAGCACGAGGAAAAGCAGUGUUUGGUGAAGAACUUCCAGAGACUUAUGAAGUAGCCUCUCUCUGAGUAUUACAUCAAAACAAACUGUUGACCUGAUGAAGAAUGGUUCAUUUUUUAUACACCCCAUGUUGUUACCUCUUGAACUGGUAACAGAGAUCUGCAGUCCCCUCCCCUAAUCUUCAGUGACUGAGAAAUGCAAAUAUGGUGUCCUUAAAUACUUGACUUUAUAUUUUAUAAUAUGUGAUUGGCAUAGGCCAGUUAGCAUCAUAAAAGAAGUGAAAACAAAACUGUUUCAUAGAGAAAGUGGUAGUUUCAAAAUUCUUUUAGCUUUCUUUUGUUUUUAUCGACAAAGAACAUUAAAUUUUCCAUCUCUUGCUUCUGGCCAUGUUGCAGUCACUUAUGAAACUGAUAGAUCAUAGGCCCAUUCAGAAUUUUCAAAUCCUUAUGAGAUUUCUGAUUCUGGGGUCAUUUCAUGUCUUUCAAUUUCAUAUGUAAUACUAUGUUAUAAUGCAAUUUACAUCUGUGAUUCUGUUGUCAACCUCUAGGCUUCCAACUCUGCCAAGUAUAGUUUUGUGCAUAUAUGAAAAAGGAACUGUCGAGAGCAGAUGCCGUCUACGCCUUUCCGUGAAAUGAGCAUGGCUUUAUGUGCGUUAAACCUGAGUUACUCUGAAACUAUUUCAGAAAAAAUUGGUCAACCCUUUAUUUUAAAUUCUGGGAAGUAGCUUAGUUACUAUUAAAAUUAAUCAGCAUUAAAUUUUUUUUUAAUCUGCAGAACCUUCCAUUUCGGUCUAUGUUACGUGGUUACAUAUUUUGAUCCGUGCAUUGUCUUCAGGCCGUCAUGUGUUGCUAUUUGUGCCAGUCAUCUUUUUUUUAUAAUCCUUUAAUUUCUACAAAUGGAUGCAUUUGUAACAUGAGUCAGUCAUGUUUUCUUAUUGACCAGUUUAUUUUACAUAUGAUAUAUUUAUAUUAACUUACUGUUAUACCUGCAUUCCAGCUCUUCUGUAACUACAUCUUAAUUUUUGUUGUUCUGUGUUAGAUUAAUUGUCAUGUUUGUUAUUGUGUCGUCAGUGUUCCUUGCACUGCACGUGUGCAUAAAGCAACUAAUGUUUGUGGCAAGGGAUUGGAAUUGGACAAUAAGACCAUCAACAUAGGUGUUAACAGACAACAUAAGUUGCUCAGCCCAAAGAACUAUUUCAGCAUGUUUAAGCAGCAAGAACCUUGAAGUCUCAUCAGUGGGUAGAAAGAUCUUAGGCACAGCAGUCUUUUUAUUGCCAGUGGGGGUGCACACAGCUUCUGGUAUCAUGUGGGAUAUCGUAUGUAUUUAUGAUUACAUGAUACAUUAUGUUCUUGAUGUAGUUAUUCUGCGCUUUUGUGUCUUAUUGUGCAUCUGUACAUGUGAAAUGUGAAGACCACAGUUAACACUUGAGUUGUUAUCAUUCCCUAUAUACAGUUACUUAUCAGUUCUGUUUUCUUAAUGCAAGGCACUGGACUUUCUGAAGAUGUACUUGAGCGUUAUGGCAGUGACAGUUAACAUUGAGGGUUAACCCUCUGAAACUGAAAUUUAUCUAAAUUCAGUUCGUACCUCAGAGAAAAAACACCACUUCCCAUUACAAGGAUCUAGUUAAUGCUGUUAGGGAAAUAAACCCUGUUUGUAGCGAGAAUUAUAUGAAACGAGUAAGGUUGUUACUUGAGGUCUGGUAUAAACGGUGACAUUCCAAAUCCAAACAGUUAAUAUAAUAUGAAUGUCUUACUAGAAUGGCUUUUGGUUUGAAAAUACAAACAUUACUCACGGCGAGUUGCGUAUAGUAUUCCAAGAAUUCUGGUAGAGCGUUUCGUAGUUGGUUGCCUCCAUUAAUAUUACCCUGAUGAUGGACGAGGCAGACACCUCUAAAAUGUCUGUCAACUUCUACCAGAUUACAGGGCACAACAACCCAGAAGACAACCAUUUUUUUACUCCCUGCCAUUGCCUACCACCACUCAAUUGAAACUUUUUUUUUUUGAUUGAUUGAUUGAUUAAAAAAUUCUGG